GGUGACGGCGACGGCGACGGCGACAACGAUUGCCACGGCUGCCUCCGCAAUAACGCCGGAUCUCACUGACCUGCCGAGUGACCUUUUCCUUCUCGUCGCCGCCUACCUCUCGCCGCAGGACUGCAUUUUGUGCCGACGCGUCAGCCGUGCCUGGCAGGCCGCCUUCACCGACCCGGACGUCUCGCGGAGCUUCAUGCGCUGGCACUUUCCCCGUUCGCGCGAGAUGCGUAGGGCCCCCGGUGCCGCCGGCGACGGGGACGGCGACGGGGACGACGACCGGCGACAACCCGAUUGGGCCCGAAUCUUUGCUGUCGUGGCCUGCCGCUACUACCACCUGCGGUCCGCGCGGCCGCGCCUCGUCGAGAAGAUCGACGUGCUCCGGGAGGCGUCCGAGACGGCCAGAGCGACCGAAUCGGGACCCGGCCCAGGGUCGGGGUGCCGGUUCCGCGGUGUCUCGCCCUGGAACCGUUGGCUGCGCUGGAACGACAGCACCGCCGUCUUUCAACACCGCGACCCGACCUGGUGUGCCGACGACGGCCUGCUAAUCUACGCUGAGGUUCGCUCCUCGCCCUCUUCUCCUGACGACGGCGGAGGGCGCUACAUCGCGUAUGACCUUGAGACGCGGCGCCGCACCGUGGUCCCUUUCGACACCGCUGACAAGACGGUACGCCGCCUGCGGCUGGCCUGCGGCGUACUCAUCAUCGAGUGGUGCGAGCGCGAGCCAUACCAUCGUCUGAACAGCCAGGAGAUGGUGCACCGCCACUUCUCUACCGCGUUCGAUAUCGUGCGGCGGGAGCAGCGUCGACGGCGGCGAGGACGUCAACCACAGCAACAGCAGAGCCAGCCGGAACAAGGACGGGAGGGGGUACGGGAGGAUAAGCAACCGGCAUCGAAAAUCCACCGCGGGCUCGGUUUCGAGGCCGAGUCAGAGUUCCCCUGGGACAUCACCUUUCGUUCCGAGUGGAAGAUCCAUUUCCUUGGGCUGCCGCUCAACGGCCAAGACCGCUUCUUCUCAGCGCACACGGCCACGCACUACGCGCUGUACCUGUGGCAGCCGAACCGGUCCCCCUGGGGCGAGGAGGACCCGCUCGAGCAGCUCACGGUCUGGGACAUCUCGUCGCCAUCGCCGUACCGGCCGUCGCUGGACCCGACCGGGGCGCGCAAGCCUCAACUCCGAUCGCCGCCGCCGCCGCCGCCGCCUUCUUCGUCAUUAUCGUCGCCGGCAGAAUGCGAGCAACAAUCGCAGGAACAACGAGGGUGCGAGGGUCCCGUGGUCGUCAGCCGCUUCUGCUGGGAAUUCCUCGAGUUCCUCGGGCUGCGGCAGCGGCACACGCCGACGCUGCGUGAGCUACGCCUCGACCACGCCAACGUGUACGUGCACGAGGAGGAGCACCGCUGGCUCGCGGGUCUGCACUCGUCGCUGUGGCCGCCGCGCCACCACAUCGUCCGCUGCACCGGCGUGCCCUUCGGCCCCGACGCGACCGGCCCCCGCUGGUACGACGAGUGCUGCGCCGACGGCGACGUCCACCUCAGCUUCUGCCCGCGCGCCGGGUCUGCGGCCCGGGUCGGCGGGACGCCGCGGCGGCGACGAAAGCGGCGGGCCUCAGCCUCGGCCGUGCCGUCUCCUCCGCCUUCCCCCUCUCCCCCGUCUCCUUCUCCCACCACCUCCGGCGCCGGCGGCAAAGCGCUAGAUGUGGUCGACGAGGACGGCACGACGUCGUGGCCCGGCUGGGCCCCGUGCUGGCGCCACGAGGAAUUUCCCUACCUGACGGUAAGCGAUGUGGUCGACGCCGGGGCCGGGGUGCGGAUCGUGGCUCGCCAGUGCUUCAUGAUGGAGGCGCUGUCGUCGUUCGUGCUGCCUAAGAUUAGCCUAGAGGAAGAGGAGGAGGAGGAAAACGGGAUCCGUGAUGACGGCAGCAACGACGAUGACGACGAGGAGGGUGGCAUCGACAGAGCGGACGAGGUUUCUGAGGUCAGGUUCGCGGACGAGAUGUGGUCGGAGCUCAUGGGCAAGGGAAAGAUAGUGGGUGACGAGCGGUGGGUCGUUGGCGAGGACAUGAGAGGCAGGGUGACAAUCGUGCGGUUCUAAAAGAGUGCUGCAGCGCCUUCUACGCCGAUCCAAGCAGCUUGACUUGCGUCUCAUUUCCGUCCGUUACCCCAUGCUAUGAUAUAAUCCACAUGAGGAUAUGAUGUCUAGCGCACGAUACAUUAAUACUCUAAACCCUCUCUCUUUGCAUGGCGUGGCUGGUAGGAGCGCUACUCCACGAUGUAGGUAUAUUUUCUUAUUUAUUUUUCGCUCCGGCCUCGUACCAUUCUCUGAUAUUGGUAUGGCUACACCUACUUAGGCACUUCUCUUCCACCGAGGUACAAAAAGACACAAGACAGCCUCCUCCUCCUCCUCCUCCUCCUCCUCCUCCUCC
This is a messenger RNA of Durotheca rogersii, 2420 nucleotides long. RefSeq lists its product as uncharacterized. Lineage: Eukaryota; Fungi; Ascomycota; Sordariomycetes; Xylariales; Xylariaceae. The transcript has a single exon. The record is from RefSeq and is a predicted model, not a curated record. Bases 194 to 2089 code for a protein of 631 amino acids.